GCAGAUUCUUCAUUAUUUAAUUUCUUUUAAUAUAAUACAAGGCGAUAAUAUGUGAUGGCAACAAUUUAAAAAGUGAUACGCCGUCUAUAGUGAACUGCUUCGAGAACUAAAAGCCCGGGCUUAAAAAAAAAAAAAAAAAAAAAAAAAUACUAAUUACGAACAAAUUUCGAGAACUACACUGAGUUUUAGAGAUGGCAAAAGCUGCGGUUUCGCUUUCGAAGCAGUUUUCGUUCGCAGCGUACCAUGUUUAAACUUGUAGCUUUGCAAUGAAAACAACUUGGCAUUUCGUUCAGAUAGCUCACAGCCCCGAUAGCUGAAAUGACGUUUUAUCGCUUUGAUGCGCGGCUGUUGACGCAAUAGACAAGUCCGUUCUUGUUGCCUUCAGGAGAAGAGGGGAAGAGGAUCAGGUCGCUUGCUCGCCUACCUCUCAUAGCUGUUAGUUUCAGGUUUUGCUCUGACUUGACAUGAAGCGGAAGACGCCCAGUUCUUUAUUUUGCCAGUGUAAAUCUUCUGCACGCUGCUGUAGCUGUUUAUUAGAACAAAUUGGUAUGCUUGCUGCAUCUAUUCAGGUGCCUCAGAAUGUGUCAGCUGUAAGCCCCAAACCUUCUCCACUGCCAAGCUACAAAAACUGGCCUGGCAAAUUUGGAUUUGAUGCAGCGUUUUCAUAUGAAGAAAGUGACCCGGACAGACUUGCUUGGAGCUACUCCAGUAAAACAGAGAAACUUUAUGUAGCUAAAUCUGUUCCCUGUGCAGUCAACUUUUCAGUGAAUUCAGUCUUGCCUGAUAAUGUGUAUAUUCGAGCAAUGGCUCUUUUCAGCUCACCUGAACACUCCGCUGAUAUAGUUCAACGCUGUGUUACUCAUUCCAUAGAAGAAAUUCAAAAGGGAAUUUAUGAAGCUGAACAUCUUAUUCGCUGCGAAAACUCUAAGGCGUCUUAUCAAGUUGAUAGGUUCACCGGUCGUCACAGUGUCAUUGUUCCAUUUGGCGGAAAAACAUUUUCUACCUAUACCUAUAAAUUUGCUUGUUUUGGAUCCUGUUCUGGUGGACCAAACAGAAGGCCCUUAAUGGUGGUAUUCACCCUUGAAAUAGGAGGUAUAGUAAUAGGCCAACGGACGUUUCAUGUUAAGAUCUGUGCUUUGCCUAGCCGAGACAAGAAAUAUGAAGAACGACGAUUUGAAAAGGAAGAGAAAAAGAAAGGAACUUUAUCUGAAACAUUUGCUCCUAUCACAUAUUCAGACGAAAUUCCUGUCACAUAUUCUCCGUCAGAUGAACCUGAAAUGUCUCCUAAAAAAGAUGGUUUAUAUACUAUAACUGUAAAAGAUUAUGGAUGUUUCUCAUUUCUGCAACAGAUGAAAACCUACUAUGAGAUUUACGGGAUGUUAAGAAACACACCUUUCAUAAAAAAAACUUAAUUUUCGG
Stegodyphus dumicola is the source of this 1419-nucleotide messenger RNA. Its product is annotated as cellular tumor antigen p53-like. The record is from RefSeq and is a predicted model, not a curated record. Gene Ontology annotation, biological process: apoptotic process; regulation of transcription by RNA polymerase II. Gene Ontology annotation, cellular component: nucleus. Lineage: Eukaryota; Metazoa; Arthropoda; Arachnida; Araneae; Eresidae. Gene Ontology annotation, molecular function: DNA-binding transcription factor activity, RNA polymerase II-specific; RNA polymerase II cis-regulatory region sequence-specific DNA binding.